UUUCAACUUCAGCAGCCAGCUAACGUAGCGCCGUUUAAAAAACAUACAAUCACCAUGUGGCACACACGUUUGCUCUUUGCUUGCCUGGCAGUCAGCUUAAGCGUCGCGCAGGCGCAGUUCUUUUACCAUCAAGCGCUGGGCUUGCCCAGCAAGGCUGCUUAUGAGCCAGACUCGCCGUAUGUGGGCUAUGCCACAGCCGAUGCACAUCCUUCAGUGGUGCGCAAUGCCCAAUGGGAGUCGGAGCUGCCUGCCGAGCUGUCCAAGAGUGCUCGCUUCUACAAUGAUCCCGUUAUAGCAGCCAAUCUAGCCAAGGAGUCGCUGCUGACGCGCAAGGAAAUGGCCGUGGAACAUCGCGAGGCGGACAAAAUUCCACGCGAGCAGGUCUACAAGCUAUUCAAGAACGCAGGCUGGCUGAGCCGCAGAUAAAUUACAAGUGCUAAGCUUUAG
This is a messenger RNA of Drosophila busckii, 447 nucleotides long. RefSeq lists its product as uncharacterized. Bases 55 to 426 code for a protein of 123 amino acids. The record is from RefSeq and is a predicted model, not a curated record. NCBI's taxonomy places the organism in Eukaryota, Metazoa, Arthropoda, Insecta, Diptera, Drosophilidae. The transcript is spliced from 2 exons.